Messenger RNA from Mytilus trossulus (common blue mussel), 3158 nucleotides. RefSeq names its product DNA-binding protein SMUBP-2-like. Gene Ontology annotation, cellular component: nucleus; cytoplasm. NCBI's taxonomy places the organism in Eukaryota, Metazoa, Mollusca, Bivalvia, Mytilida, Mytilidae. The record is from RefSeq and is a predicted model, not a curated record. Gene Ontology annotation, molecular function: 5'-3' DNA helicase activity; zinc ion binding; ATP binding. The coding region runs from base 102 to 3125 and encodes 1007 amino acids. The transcript has 16 exons.
AAAGCAAGUUUCUGUCCCUAUCCCAUAUUAGGACCAACGCCAACGAUUGGAACUUUUCAUCUUAGUUUUCAUGGUUUUUAUUAAAUAUAGGGAAAAUAGAGAUGGAAAAAUUCAUUGAGACUCAUCUUAAACUGUUAGAUCUAGAAAGAGAAACUGAAAUAGAAGAAACAAGAAUUUUGACAGAAAAGUUACCACCAAAGGAAUUACAAAGAAGGGGUGUUUGUCUGUUAAAGCUUAGAAUCAGUGGACGUAAAACAGGAUUGUAUGGGAGAACUAUCUUGUCUUUUGAGGCUUCUGGUGGUAUAAAGGAAUUUCCAUCCCAUAAUAUUACUUCAGGUGAUAUAGUAGGAUUGUGUCCGUCAUCAAGUGAUCAACAGACAGACAGUUCCGGGUCUGGAAUCAUCACAAGAGUUAGUCAGACUGAGAUCAAUGUGGCAUUUGAUGACAGCCAGGACUUGUUCUCAUUGGACGAUGAUUCUCUGUACAAGCUGACCAAAUUGGCCAAUGAUGUCACAUAUAAAAGAAUCAAAAAUGCUUUGAACCGACUAAGUCAAGGUCAUUCUCAGCCAUGCAGCCACCUAGCAUCUGUCUUAUUCCAGGAAUCAGAAUUGUCCUCUCCUUUAGAAAGCAAAGAGAUAUAUUAUAUAAAUAGUAACUUAGAUGAAUCUCAGAAAGAGGCUGUUAGAUUUGCUUUGGGUCAGCCAGAGAUUGCUGUCGUCCACGGACCUCCAGGUACUGGCAAAACUACAACUAUCAUAGAAAUCAUAAUCCAGGCAGUCAAACAGGGUAAAAAGAUUUUAGCCUGUGCUCCUUCCAACAUAGCAGUAGAUAACUUAGUAGAAAGAUUAGCAGCUAAUAAACAGAAGAUUGUUAGACUUGGUCACCCUGCCAGAGUAUUGAAACAUAUUCAGAAGUAUUCCCUGGACGCCAUAUUAUCUACCAGCGAUGAUACAAGACUGGUUGAGGAUGUCAGAAGUGAUAUGGAUAAAGCCAUGUCCAAACUAAAGAAAACUAGAGACAAAGGUGAGAGACAGAGGUUAAGACAAGAUAUGAAAUCUCUUAGAAAAGAACUAGUCCAGAGAGAGCAGACGGCCAUUAAACAAAUCCUGAAGAAAGCUGAUGUUGUCUUAGCAACCAUGACUGGAGCGUCUGCUGAUGGGCCACUGAAGCUGUUAGAUGAUAAACACUUUGACCUUGGAGUCAUUGACGAAUGUUCACAGGCAAUAGAAGCAGCCUGUUGGAUUCCACUGUUGAAAGUACCCCGAUGUAUACUGGCUGGUGACCAUCUACAGUUACCUCCUACUAUACUGAGUAAAGAGGCUGCUAAGAGUGGAUUGGAGAUGACCUUGAUGGAACGUGUCCUUGGUCUCUAUGACAACCAGAUAAUGAGGAUGUUGACAACACAAUACAGAAUGAAUCAGGUCAUCAUGCAGUGGUCAUCAGAUCAGUUAUAUGAUGGUAAACUGGUGGCUCACCCUUCAGUCUCAGAUCAUCUGCUAAGAGACAUCCCAGGUAUAACAGAUAAUGAGGAAACAUCCGAGCCUCUGUUACUGAUUGAUACAGCAGGAUGUGAAAUGUAUGAAUUAGAUCUACCAGAAGAAAUAUCUAAGGGAAAUGAAGGUGAAGCUGAUAUUGUGGCUACUCAUGUUGAAAAACUAAUAUCUUAUGGACUGAAGCAGGAUGAUAUAGCAGUUAUUGCCCCUUACAAUUUACAAGUUGAGCUUUUGAGACUGAGAUUAUCUUCUAAUUACCCCAAAGUAGAGGUUAAAUCAGUGGAUGGAUUCCAGGGUAGAGAAAAGGAAGCAGUAGUUAUAUCUCUUGUUAGAAGUAAUCCUAAAGGUGAGGUUGGAUUCCUUGCAGAGAAGAGGAGAAUUAAUGUAGCCAUUACCCGAGCCAGGAGACAUCUAAUGGUAGUAUGUGAUAGUGAGACAGUCGGACAUGACAAGUUCCUUAAGUCUCUAGUGGAGUAUAUGACUUGUAAUGGAGAAGUACAGACGGCACAUCAGUAUAUAGAAGAGGGAGUAGUCAAUGCCAAACUAUUAAGACCUGAUCAUUUGAGUGACCUCCUGUCUGUGAAGAUAACCAGUCAGAAAGGUCAGAAAGACCAAGGGGCAAAACCAAAACAGAAACAGAAACCAAAACAGAAUGAGAAACCAGCACCUAGAGGUCAACUGAAAGGUCAUGGAGAUAAUGAAGUGUCAAAAAGAACUGUUGAGAGGGAUGAGGCCAUUUUAUUGAAGAAAACCCAGGAAUAUCAGGAACAUUUAGACAAGUUUGUGAACGAUCCAAAUCAAGAAAUAAUGGAGUUUCCUGCAUCAUUAAACUCGUAUGAUCGACUUAUAAUACACGAGUUGUCAGAGAAAUUAGGACUUGUUCAUGUCAGCAGGGGUAUUGACAAAGAGAGACAUCUUGUUGUUUCAAAACCAGGCAUAAAAUUUGUUGAGGAAAAAGAUUUAUCUGAAAAACAACAAACUAAGGAACAGGAAGAAAUACUAACCUCAACCCAUCUUAGUGAAAUUAAAUCACAAAGGGAAUCAACUCCUACUAAUAAUGAUAAGUUAAUAUGUCAGCAUUGUAGUAAGGAUGUCAUCAGAGCUAAUUAUAGCCUUCAUGAAAUCCAUUGUGCUAGAAGUCAGAAAGAGGCUACACAAUCUGCUAGUAGUGUUAAAAAUAGAAAAGAAAGUGCUAAAAAUAGACCUGAAAAUCAAAAGAAGCCACCAACCUCAACAAAAAAUAUGAAGACAAAUGCUGAGAAAGAAGUGAUUGCUAAAUUACAAAAUGUUGAUCCAGAUGACUUUGAUGCACUCAUUGCCUCAACAAAGGAACUCGAUAGUAAAUGUAACUUUACCAAAUGUAAGGUUAAGACCUUGACCUUGGGUCAUACAUGUGAAUUCUGUCAGAGACGAUUCUGUCUGAAUCAUUCCAUGGCAGAGGUUCAUGGGUGUGGCGAUGCUGUAAGAGCACAUGCGAGAGCUACCAUUAUCAAAGAAGGGGUGUUAUACAGGGGCAGUGGUGUACCAAGUAAAUUGCCAGACGCUAAACAGAAAGCAUUAUUACAAAAGAAGAUGGACAAGAAGCGAUCAGAAAUGGAAGCUGAUCGACAAAAAAAGAAAAAAUCAAAAUAAUGUUUGCUGUGAUAAUAAAUUAUUUGUGUUUCA